Diachasma alloeum is the source of this 8592-nucleotide messenger RNA. RefSeq names its product heterogeneous nuclear ribonucleoprotein R (gene Syp). The transcript is spliced from 13 exons. Gene Ontology annotation, molecular function: mRNA binding. Bases 642 to 2660 code for a protein of 672 amino acids. Gene Ontology annotation, cellular component: nucleus; ribonucleoprotein complex. The record is from RefSeq and is a predicted model, not a curated record. Lineage: Eukaryota; Metazoa; Arthropoda; Insecta; Hymenoptera; Braconidae.
ACGGCUAUGUAGGCACCACACGAGAGAGGAGUAUUAUUUUGCCCAAAAAACCAUCUUUACCACCGCUGUGCCACCGGACUUUGCGCCACUAUCACCUCACUGCAAUAUACAAUCAACAAAGUGCCUGGAUUUUCGUUUUUUUUUUCCUUUAAAUUAAUUUAACUUUUUUGUUUGUUUUGUUAUUCGAGUUGACGAACAGUUUCCAAAGUUGACGAAAUAGACAAAGUUUAAGUGAUAUCUUGGUUUAUCCUCGGACAAGUGAAGUACAAGUGACUCCGUACGACUUCAGUGAUUACGGAAAUUCCGUUUGGACAAAACCGCCUUGAUAAAUCAACCCCUCUUGGACACUGAAACGGUAACAGUUGGGGAGGCAUCGAAGAGUGAUUAUUCUGUUUGGAAAAUUAUUGUACUGUGAAGUCGGUACGUGCGUCGGUUAAUAUGUGUCGCAUACCGCGGAUUAUACCGGAGAUAUCGUGACUAUCGUCCUCGUGCAUUGCAGUGUGUUGAUUGGGUGCUCAGCUCCGUAAAAAUAAGGAUCUGACUAAAUUACAAUCAGUUUUUAUUUCUUUUCUCGAUAAGGAACGAGGAACCGAUCGGUGGAAAUUAAUCAUCAUUUUAGGCAAAAAAUUGAACGCUCAGCUAUGGCAGAGGGAAAUGGGGAACUCAAAAUGGAAGAAAAGCAGUCGAAGGAGGAGAUGGAGUAUGUGGAGAGGACGGAGGAUUUCGCUAAGUUGAUUCAGUAUGGACUCGAUGAAAAAGUGGCUGCUAAAUUAGAUGAAAUUUAUAAAACUGGAAAAUUGGCGCACGUUGAUCUGGAUGAGAGAGCCCUCGAUGCCCUUAGGGAAUUUCCAGUUGAGGGGGCACUCAGUGUGCUCACUCAAUUUUUGGAGUCCAAUCUUGAGCAUGUUUCUAAUAAAUCGGCGUAUCUCUGUGGUGUCAUGAAGACUUACAGACAAAAAAGCAGGGCAGGACAGGGCACAGGCACUAGUACAACGCCCAAAGCACCAGAUGAAGACAAAAUUAAGAUGAUACUUGAGAGAACCGGAUACCCACUGGACGUAACAACUGGACAACGAAAAUACGGUGGACCACCCCCAGGUUGGGAGGGGCCAACCCCAGGAAAUGGAUGUGAGGUAUUCUGUGGAAAAAUUCCUAAAGACAUGUAUGAAGACGAGCUGAUCCCACUAUUCGAGAAAUGUGGAAAAAUAUGGGAUUUGAGGCUUAUGAUGGACCCCAUGUCUGGCACCAACAGGGGAUACGCUUUUAUAACAUUUACCAAUCGAGAAGCGGCACAACAAGCAGUCAGAGAGCUCGAUAAUUACGAAAUAAAACCCGGCAAGUGUCUGAAAGUAAACAUUAGCGUUCCUAAUCUACGACUUUUCGUCGGGAACAUACCAAAGUCAAAAGGCAAAGAGGAGAUCUUGGAGGAAUUCGGUAAUUUAACAGCCGGCCUGACCGAGGUGAUUAUCUACAGCUCGCCGGAUGACAAAAAGAAGAACAGAGGAUUCUGUUUUCUCGAGUAUGAGUCCCAUAAAGCUGCAUCAUUGGCAAAAAGAAGACUCAGCACAGGUCGUAUCAAGGUCUGGGGCUGUGAUAUCAUAGUUGACUGGGCUGAUCCCCAGGAGGAGCCUGAUGAACAGACCAUGGCUAAAGUUCGAGUUCUCUAUGUAAGAAAUUUGACUCAAGAUUGCUCGGAGGAGAAAUUGAAGGAGUGCUUCGAGCAGUUCGGUAAAAUCGAUAGGGUGAAGAAGAUCAAGGAUUAUGCAUUUGUACAUUUUGAAGACAGAGACUGUGCAGUCAAGGCAAUGCGUGAACUUAAUGGCAAGGAGAUUGGGGGCUCUCACAUAGAGGUGGCACUUGCAAAGCCCCCAUUUGACAAGAAGAAGAAGGAAGACAUGCUCAGGGCUAGGGAACGAAGAAUGAUGCAAAUGUUGCAAGGACGUGGCGGGGGCUCUCCGUCACAUCCCAGCAUGAUUGGAGGACCCAUGCCAGUCCGUGGAUCUGGUAGCCAAGGUCCACGUGGCACUGGGACGGGAAUGAGACCACCCAUGGGCCGCGGGGAUUACACCAUCAAGGAAAUAGAUUAUGAUUACGACUAUUACGGUUAUGGGGAUUAUCGAGGUGGCUACAGUGAUCCAUAUUAUGAUGACUAUUAUCGAUACGAAGAUUACUAUUUCGAUUAUGCGCCGCCUCCGCCGCCUGCCAGAGGGAGAGGCAGGCAGCCUCAACCGGCUGGUCGUGGCCGUGGACUGGUGGCCCGUGGCCGAGUAGUCGGUGGCCCCCAAGCCCGUGGCCCAGUCAGGGGGGGACGCAACCCCGCAACAUCAGGGGCCCGUGGGGCCCAGCGGCCAGCCGUUCGUGGGGGGGUCCGCGCCAAGGGAAGUUUACCAGGUGAGGAUGCAGGUAAGCGAAAAUUUGACGGGGGUCACCAGAACCAGGGGGAAUCUAAACGUCGCUUCCAGAGCAGCUGGGGAAACCAGCCCCUCGCCCAACAACCGCUGGGCAAUACGUACGGAUUAGCGAGUGUUAACGGUGGCGGUGGUGGUGGCAGUGGUAGCGGUAUCGUUGGCAGUGGUGUUGGUUUUGUUGACCGACCAACUGGCACACCUGCUGGCGAUGAGCACGAGUGGUACCAGGACUCAUACAACUCGUGGAGCUAACUUCCGUCUGACAAUGCGAUGCAAUCCGAUUAAAUCACUAUUUCAAUUCAAAUUCAAACCACAACAAUUGGCAGAAAAGCAUUUUUUACGAGGGCCUCAACACCAUUUACCGACGACAAGAACAGCUCAAUGCGUUGGGUUAACGUUUUGAAAUCAUCGGCAAUCGUCAGCCGAACUAAUAACUGUAAUAAUUGUAAAUGUAGAUUUUCCAGGACUCAAUUACUGAUUAACAAACGGAUGAAUUUAAGGAAAAACCAUUUAAUGUUUAGGUGCAACGCCGACGCGGAAGAUGUCUCACUUCAACUUUUUAUUCCUUCUUUUUUUAAUUUUCAAUUGCAAUCAUCGCCACACCACCGUCAUUCGCGUCGCGCCGAUAUAAUGAAUGAAGUUGUUGUGAUUUUAAUGAUGAAAUGUACAGUGAUGUGCCACUGGGACUAGUUAUUAUUACAUCGGAGUGACCACCCAUCCACCCCGUACUAUUAAUUGAUAAUGUUAAUUGUAAUUGUAAUCGUUAAGGUUAACCACUACUGCAUUGUCACAUUGUUUACUGCCAAGCGAUUGAGUGAUUUUUUGGGGAUUAUGGGAACGACGUGAGAUGGAUAGAACGAGCGAUUAAAAUUAUUAUGGAAAUUUAGGGGGCUUACGAGUUGAAUGAAAAAUUUUUAAAAUUACAAAAAAAAAUGUUUAUUAUUAUUAGUUUGAGAGGAAUUAGGAAAAUUGACGUUGAAAAAUUAUGUUUGGACCUUUGUGAUGGCUCGUAUUUAGUUAAGUGGUUAUGAUAGCCUGUGGUUGUAACAGCUAGGGCGAGUAGAUUUUUUUUUCCUGUUUAAAACGUGUUUUUUUUCUCUUUCAUUGUUUCAUUUUUUUUCAUUACUAAAAGAAUAAUAAAGAAUAAGAAACGAAAAGACUACUCGUAGCGAGGAUAAGUGGCUGGUUGAGGACUGAAAGAUGAUUUAAAAAAUUGAUAGGAGUGUUUUAGGAUGCGUGUGGCGUAUGUCAGAAGAGCUUGUGAAAUUUAUACGAGUGUGUGAGAGAAAGGUAAAUGGGACGAUGGAAUUUCGAUGGAUUUUUAGAGCUAGUUGGGGAAAAAAAAUUCUGAAAAAGGGAAAAAAAAUUGAUUAUUAGUUAAGGAAUUAAUAAAAAUCAGACGUGUGGCAUCCUCCUGUGUGUUCAUGUAUGCGUGAGGAUUGGUAAGAGCCUAGACUUUCUAUUGUUGGUCUAUAAUGUGUACAGUCAGUGAAACUAUUAUUAUUAAGGGUCAGGCAAAAUGAUUAAUCAGGGCGACGAUCGAUUGAAUUUUUUCCAUCGAUUAUUUUCGUCCCCUGAGUUGAUGGUGUUCUUCAAAAAAAUUUCCAUUUUUUUUUCUUUUUUUUUGGUUGAGUUUUUUGAUCAUUGAUUCGGAGAUUAUUCGAAUCAAUGAUGCAAUUGUGAUCGAAUUGGGGGUCGAGAUUAAGACUUAAAUAUUGCUCACGAUAAUGAGACUAAAUUAAAUUGAAGGAAGAGAAUAAAAAUGUGAAUUGUCCGACGAGGACACCAAUUUGUAUAUUAGAUAAAUCAUUCAAUUAAUUCAAUUUAUGAAUUAUUGAUGAGAGAUGAAAAAUUUUUAUGAAUAACUCGUAUCUAAAUUCUAUAACUGUAUUUUCUUUACUGCAUUUUUCUACAAAAUGCUAUUUAUCCUCACCCUCCAGUAAUCAAUUGGAAUAGUUAAUGAAAAAUAAUGGAGGUGAGAGUUGAAUUUACUUGUGAGAUGAUUUUUCAAAUGGCGUGACUAUUGCGCUUUCGAAAUUUGUUUUUCUUUUCUUUCUUCAUUGUAUUUAGGAAAAAAUAAUUGACACUCGACUGGCUGCCGAAUUGAUAAUGAUAGUUGACAGAUUCGAAUGAUUAAAUUGAGAGAUUUGAUAAAUCAUAAUGAUUAUGUAGUAGAUCAUAUACGGGAUAAUGCAUGAAACAACAUGGGGUAAACGAUAAAUAAUAAAAAAUGUGGGAAAAAAAAGAAAAAAAAAGAGAGAGAAACACACAAGCACACGACUUUUUGAGUGUUGAGACUCGUUGUUAUUGUUAGCCUGUUAGUUAAUUAGUAAGAGUUGUAAGUGCGGGUUGUAAGUUGGUCCCUGUCCCUGGAGCCCAGACAUCCCCCCUGUUCUGGAGAUUUAAAUAAUUCAAAUGAAAGAAUGCAAAUUAACACGAAAAAAAAUAUCUAAAGAAUAUUAACUGCAACAAAAACAUAACGAGAUGAAUCAUUUUUUAAUGAGAAUCAUUAAUAAUCACUAAUGAAUAUAUUGAGAAUGGAACAAAAAACUAACAGAUUUCAAGUAGAGAAAAAUGUAGACUUUUACGUAUGCAAACACAUGCGCACCCACUGACAAAAAAAAGUGAAUCCAGAACAAAUGGAAAAACAAUUUUAAAAUGGAGUUGAAAUAGCUGACAAUCGUAUGAAACGCUGCAGACAUUGUGUUGUCACAGAAUAAACUAGCACCUCAGAUUUAUAUGAACCUCCAAGCCUCCCUUUUCACUGGAACUUUAUAAAAAAAGAAAAAAAUGAAAAAUAAAAAUCGAAAAAAAAAUUUAAAAACGGCAAAAACCAUGGAAAAAAAAGUGAGAAAAAAUCGAAUGCCGAUACAAUCAGACCACCAUCUGUAAUUGACUCAGCACAAUUGACAAGUGAGCAAAGAAUUUUUUUUUUUGUUGUAAUGAGGAAAAUAAUCGGCCACGAAUAAAUGAGAAAAGAAAAAUAAUAACCAAUGACGAGAAAAUAUAAAUCAAUGGAUGAAGAUAAUUGCGACUAGGGCUUGCAUCGUGAGACAGAGAUGAUGAAUUCGAUUAUACAUGCGUAUGAAAUAUAGUUGAUCAAUUGAUUUUGAUGAAAAAUGUCUGGAUUUAAAAUAUGAUAUGAAAGAUCGAUAGCUCGCAGACCCUCCUAUUUAUGAGCAUUUUUUUUGUUACUUUUUAUUCAUGUUUUACUUAACUCUAAUCUUGUUUAUACCCCCAACCGCGAUUAUUCGUUCACUCUGUAGCAAAAAAAAAGAACCGAUGAGAGGAGAAAGGAUGAUUGAUGGUGAAUAUGGAAGGGGGUUAGAUCGCAACUAGUUUUAAUAAUUGAAUUAAUAAUCCCCCGCAAAGAAGAAAUGGAAAAAUCAUAUGAUAUCCCCUGCGUCUCUGCCUUAAUAAUUAUUAUUUGUCUUCAAGUUUUUUUUUUCUUUCAAUAAUCAAUGUACAAGAUCUGUAAUUUUUUUUCGUGGAAAAUGUUUUCUUUAUUAUUCUCUUUCUUAUUUCAUUAACAUUUAAUCAGCUUAUAUUAUCCGAGAGAAAAAUCCCAAAACCCUUAGCCUCCCCCAAACCUUUCCCCCCAAUAAUCCUUUAUUUUUUCAACUUUUUAAUCCUUAAAAUCCCUUUACCCUAUUUAUAAAAGCAUAAUAUCGAGGAUAUAAUAUUAAUAUUAACAAUAUAAUAAGGAUGCUAUUGCUAAUCAAUUACUGAGUGGGUUUUUGUGAACUUGAUAAAUAUUUCCGUAUGAAAACGAUUAUUAAAAUGAAAAAAAAAUCAAUGCGAGGGAAAAAUACCUGAGGUAAAUUAAGAUAACAAAAAUCAUAUAAGGGAUUAAUUUACAAAAAAAAAGGGAAAAUGAAAGUUAAAAUUUAAACAAAAAUUAUGAAAACAAAAUCUUGAAUCUUUGUCGAGGGCAAUUGUAAUGAGAAAACAAAAAAAAUUAAAAGAAAUAAUAAAUGCAAAAUUUUAUUUGAUAGAAGGCAAAUUAACAGAGUCCAAUUAAUAGACGAAAAACCUAAAUUUAGAUUGUUCGGCUUGCGGGGGCAAGGAAGCACGAGUGGCAAAGUGGCUGAGGCAGUUCACGGUGACGAGACUUUAGACUGAUCUAGGUACAUAGCGUUAUGAUAAUUGACCGUUAUUUUCCAUUGUGUGGGCGUCCCACGAGCGAAAAAAAAUGACGAAAGAAAAUUGAAGAGGAAAUUCAAUUUUUCUUCUCAUUUUUUUUCUUCCGGCUCAUUCAUUCCUCUUCCCCAUUCUUCAUCAAUCCCUCAUCACUACACGUACGACAAAAUUUCAUGGAAAAACCUGGAAAAUUCCACAGGUUGACUCUGCAUUUUUUUAAAGGAGAGUUUGAGGGAAAAUAUUUUAUAGAACAGGUCUACAGAUCUUAAUGUUUUUACACAACUCAUUCUAUUGACAUUAUUUCUACAGAAAAUAUCUCAAGAGAAUAAAUUGAGUAGAGCGAUGGAAAUCUCCAGAUUUCGUUUUCGAAGUGUUUUUUAUUAAACAAUUAAAUUAAAAAACGUAAUGGAAUUUUUUAGGUUUUUCAAUAAUUUUUUUUGUACAUGUACCUAUCAAGUGGGGCGUCCGAGGCGGGUUAAAGCGUUUCGAUAAUUGCCCAUUAUUUUUCAAAAUUUCAUGGGCGUCCCACGAGCGAGAAAAAAUGACGAAAGGAAAUUGAAGCGAAAAUUCAAUUUUUCUUCUCGUUUUUUUCCUCCUGAAAAUUAAUUCCCCUCCCCCAUUCCUCAUCAAUCCUUCAUCACUACACGUACGACAAAAUUUCAUGGAAAAACCUGGAAAACUCCAUUGAAAAAUUCCGCCGUUUCACUCUGCAUUUUUUCAAAGAAGAGCUUGAUGGAAAAUAUUUUAUAAAAAAAAGUCUGCAGAUCUUCAAAUUGAAUUGAUGAAUUGUCAAUUCAUUGUCAACUCGUUGUUGAGUCAUUCUAUUGACAUUACAUCUACAGAAAAUACCUCAAUAGAAUAAAUUACAAACAUUCAUGUUAAAAAACGUCCACUGGAAUUUUCUAGGUUUUUCAAUAUUUUUUUGUACAUGUACCUGUCACCCUCAUCACCCAAGAACAACAUCGACAAGUGGGGCGCCCAAGGCGGGUUAAAGGUCGCACUUAGGAUAAUGCACCACUGUGGCUAGCCAUGCCCCUCACCGCCCGCCCUUCACCUUCCUAACUAGUGUUUUUUUUUCCCUUAUUCAUAUAUUUUUUUAUCAUUUUUUCACUGUUGAAUUGACCUUACUUUACUCACGGCACAUCAGCUGGGAGUCAAUCCACAGCAAUGGCAAAUUUCUUUCCAAUUUUUUUUCACCUGUCGAGAGCCACUUUUCUCUCUGACAGUUCUCCAUUGCGAAUUAAAUAAGAACGAAACAUGAACUUUGAAUAUGGGAGAAAAAGAUGUGCCGGGCCGGGACAGUUGUGACAGGUUUUUUUCUCGUCUCCGGCCCGAGUGGAAUAUGAGAAUGUCGAGACAGAUAAAUGAUUGAGAUGAGUGAAACCAAGUGUUCUUUUUUAAUUCUAUAUUAAAUAUAUUAUAUAUUAUAUUCCUGCGAAUAUGCAUUCUUUUGUGAAGAUUGAAACGUGAUGUUAUGUUUUAGCGGUUAAAUGACGAAGUUAACAGGCUUGAGGAAAAUUAUUGUCCAUUUUAUUUCGAUACUUUGGCUUUCACGUUAGACUUUACGUUGUUGAGAUCCAAAUUCAAUGCACGCUUCAAUUUUCUCCUCAACGAUUUGAAAACAAAAGAAACGUUUUUUCUCUCCAACUGCCUUUCCAUGAAUCGCACCGGGAAAAUUGCUUCGCUUCUACUUUCCUUGUAUGUUUCGCCCGUAAUUUUGGUUUCGACUAAUUAAAUCACGUAAUUGAACGAGUGAUUCACCGAUGAAAAAGAAACAGCGAUGCAAAGUGAAGUUGAAAAAAAGUAAAUGAUGAAAUUAUAACAGUUGUUGCCGAUUUUCCCCUUUAACGACUAAAUUUUUUAUAAUCUUGUCAAUCGAGUUUCCCCCGGGCUAGUAGCUAGAUUAACGUGGAGAAGGAAAAAUGCCCGGAAAAGAAUUACUGAAAAAGUAAACGAUGAAAAUUUAAAAAAAACUUGUCAAAGAUUUUGUGUAUGAACCAAGUUGUAUUCUACAUGUCUCAAUAAACAGUUGUAUGUGAAUUUA